Molecule: messenger RNA, 639 nt
Organism: Clunio marinus
Lineage: Eukaryota; Metazoa; Arthropoda; Insecta; Diptera; Chironomidae
Source: the annotation of a GenBank genome assembly
AUGACGAUGAUUUGGGGCUGGAACACCGGAACAUCGGACAUUGUCAAAAAAGCAUAUUUUCCAAGUAAUGCUCCCUCGUUUCUAGUUCCAGCCGACCGACAAAAACAACGGAAAGGCACAGAAACGAAGAGAUUGGAAUUAAAAUCAUUUUUACGAUUUCUUGAAAGAUUUUCUCCAAGGGGAGUUUUUGGAUUACUUGAAGUCAACUUUUGUUAUCGUUUGGAAUUCUCCUCCACCACUGCACAGGAAAAGCAUCUGACAGAGUCGAGAGAAUUAGAAGAAAAUGACCACGAAAGAGAAUGGCAAAAUUUAUUGCGAGCUCUUAGUGGUCGAUUGGGAAUUUGGAACACGAUAAUGAUUAUGUGGCUACUUUCAAACAUCGAAGCAAUCAAACUGAUGACCACCUUGACAAUGACAAUGCAGAAGGUAAAAGCGAAGACCGAGACAAGUAAUGGAAUAGAUGGAUCAGUAGGACAAGUGAACGGCGAGUCGUUGGUCGAAGCAAGGUCGCUUUAUUACUUUAAAGCCUUCAUUUCCCGCAUUCAAUGUUAUGCUAACUUUAAUGGAUUGUCUUGGAUUCUUGUGGUGACUUUACUUUGUACAAAACGAGAUGAGUCUUCUCACUUCUCAGUUGGUUGA